This is a messenger RNA of Rubroshorea leprosula, 2073 nucleotides long. Lineage: Eukaryota; Viridiplantae; Streptophyta; Magnoliopsida; Malvales; Dipterocarpaceae. The record is from the annotation of a GenBank genome assembly.
GAAUAUAUAGUGUGAAUACAAAAAGAUUUUUUUGGUUUUACUUUAAUAUAUCUUUAUAGAUAUUUUUCUACCAAAAACAAUAACUGACUACCUAAAACAUUGACUAAAAUGUUAAAGUUUGCUGCCAUUUCUUGUGGUCCAUGUGCAGCUCAAUGCUGCUGUCACUUUGCUGCUACAGUGCAGUCAUGUUGCAGCUAAAGUUUGCUGCCAUUUCUUGUGGUCCAUGUGCAGCUCAAUGCUGCUGUCACUUUGCUGCUACAGUGCAGUCAUGUUGCAGCUCUCGCUUCAUUGCAUUUUCAGCUUUCAUGCCAUAGCACAAAUAGUUAUUGCCAUCUUGACUUCUGCAGAGAAGAUUUCAAAGCAGGAUAGCAAGAGGAAAAGAAAUUUUCCGAAUUGAAGCGUGGUUUCAUUGAACCUACCGACAAACUUUAUUUGUUGGAGGACUUCUCAGUCAGAUUACUUAAGUUUGUCGGUAAGAAACUUUAUUUGUUGGAGGACUUUUUUCUAACUCCUUAUAUGUCUAUUUUAUUAUUAUACAUCAUUUUCACCACAAUUUCCUUCUCUCUCCUCCUGUUGUAUGUAUAUUAGAAUUGUUUAAUUUUUUUGUCUUGAUGAAUAUAUAGAAAACCUGUAAGGGCUCGUACUUGACUAUUUUCAUACUUUUUUUAUAUAUACUUUAGGCUUUUAAUAAAUAAAAUGUCAAAAUAUUUUUAAGUUUUAUCGUAGAAGCUCUUUCUUUAUUUUUAGGUUUUUUAUAGGUGCUCUUAUUUAUUGCUUAUGCUUAUGUGGUUCGUUUAAAACCCAUUUUGUACUUUUCAAAUUGGUUAUUCAAGUUGAUACAUAUAGUUAUAUGUACUACAAUUUAUAAUGUCACUUUGAAUAUAAUACUAUAUAUGCUAAACACAUUAUGUAAUGUGCCACUUUGAUUUGAACUCAUCGUUCAUCAUUUAUAAAGUAUUUCUAUAAUAUUUGAUCUCAAAUUUUAUUAAAAAAAAGUAAUUCCAAAUUAUUUGGCUCAAUUCCUUCAAUCUUAUUGUUCUCCCUUUCUUCCCUUGCCUUCGAAAUUAGUAUGUUUUUCUCCUAUUUUACAUUAUUGAAUAGCAUUUGCAUAUUCCAUCUCCUAAUGUUGCUCACGACAUUUACUUCUGAUCCUUUUUUUUUUUUUUUUAUCCAAACUUUAUUUAAAAUUGAUAUUUUGAUUUAUCACGAUGAGUUCUGUGUCAGUUCAAAAUGAAAAUUUCAUUUAUUGGCAACAAAGUUUACAUGGCACUCGUUUGUGAUUUGUGGUAUCUUUCUGGCGCUUAAGUUACUAUUUGUUAUAGAAUUGGAUUUAAAGGUAUCCAUUUGACAAACCUAUUCUAUUUAAUAAGAAUUUGAUAAACACAUAAUAAAAUAUUAAUUAACUACAAUAUUAAAAAUCCAAAUACAAUAAUGUAUUAAUUAAUACAGUACAUUGGAUUUGAAUUUGGAUUAAUUUGAGUUAAUUGGGCUUCAAACUCCUAAGUUUUCUUUAACCUUAUGAGGGGAAUGGAGGGGAGAGGAGGGGAGAAGAAGAUUUUUUUAUCAAUCAUAUUACAAUACAUAUUUUAAAAAUAUUAUAAUUUGAUUGGUUAAAAAAGUUUGCUCUCCAUUUCUCUCAACCGAAACAUAUUAUAAGAGAAGCCCAUUGGGUACUUAUUUCAGAUUUUGGGUAUUUUAAAGGGAUUUGUUAAAGAUUUUAAAGAUAUUUAUUGAAGAUUCUAAAAGAUCCAUCAGGGAUUUAUUAGAGAUUUUUAAGGCCAUUUAAGUAUUUAUUUGAGAUUUGUAGAAGAUUUUAACAAUUGGUAUAAUAUAGUAAGAAUUAAGAUAGGAUAGAUUGUAUUUAAGAUAUUUUAAUAUACUGGAUUUAUUUCGAUAUAUUGUUCACCCUAAAGCCCAUAUAAAUGCUGUUGCUACGCAUGUAACUCUCAAUAUCUCCCCCAAAAUAUAAUAAAAUGUCUUCCUUCCAAUUCUCUCCUUGCUUUUCAUACUUUAAAUCUUCAUAUAGUAAAUGUAAUUGAAACAACAUUAUUUGUGCAAUGCACAGUAUUCUAU